Toxoplasma gondii ME49 is the source of this 3066-nucleotide messenger RNA. Its product is annotated as alanine-glyoxylate aminotransferase. Gene Ontology annotation, molecular function: L-alanine:glyoxylate transaminase activity; L-serine:pyruvate transaminase activity. Gene Ontology annotation, cellular component: peroxisome. Lineage: Eukaryota; Apicomplexa; Conoidasida; Eucoccidiorida; Sarcocystidae. Bases 178 to 1731 code for a protein of 517 amino acids. The record is from RefSeq and is a predicted model, not a curated record. The transcript has 2 exons.
GAGACAAAAACGGGUUUGCUUCUGACACUUGUUGUCUGCUCGGUGUGACGAAGUCUUGGUCGUUGUUUUGAACUCUUUUGUGCGCGAGGCCUGCAGCAGACCAAACUUUCUCACAGUGUAAAUCAACCGAGCACAUAGUAUCUAAGUGUGUGUGUGUGUCUUGAGUUUCACAGCAGCAUGGAAGGCACCACCAAAAUCAACGAGGAGCUACGGCCUGCAGUGAGGCCGCUGGAAGUUCCCCAGCGGCUUCUUCUUGGACCGGGACCGUCAAAUUCUCAUCCGGAAGUCCUGCGCGCGAUGAGUUUGCCCUCUCUGGGCUACCUGGAUCCGGCUUUCAUCCAGGUGCUGCAGGACAUUCAAGCCCUGCUGCGGUACGUCUGGCAAACGACGAACGAGACCACGUUCUGCAUCAGCGGAACAGGCUCCGCCGCGAUGGAAGCGUGUGUCGCGAAUAUUGUGGAAAAAAACGACGUCGUCCUGGUUGCAGUGUGUGGGUAUUUUGGCAGUCGCUUGGUCGACAUGGCUGAGCGGUAUGGUGGAGACGUCCGGGUGGUGAACAAGCCAUGGGGACAAGCUUUCACGCUAGACGAAAUCCGCGAAGCUCUCGAGAAACACAGGCCGCGGGUUUUCGGCAUGGUCCACGUGGAGACCUCUACGGGAGUCGUUCAGCCUAUGGAAGGCAUCGGGAGUUUGUGCCGCGAGUACGAUUCGCUGUUGCUCCUCGAUACCGUCACGAGUCUUGGUGGCGUACCGGUCCAUAUCGACGCAUGGAAAGUCGAUCUAGCCUACAGCUGCAGUCAGAAAGGAUUGAGCGCCUCGCCGGGUGCUUCGCCGAUCACCAUUGGCCCUCGCGCUCUCGAAAAAAUCCGCGCGCGCCGUGGAAAAGUCCCCAACUGGUAUCUUGACAUUUCACUCUUGGAGAAGUACUGGGGCCCACCACGUCAAUACCAUCACACGGCAUCGAUGGUGUGUUACUAUGGCUUGCGCGAGGCCCUACGGGUGGUUGCGGCUGAGGGUAUCUCUACGUGCUGGAAACGACAUCAAGAGAACGCGGCAUAUCUGCAUUCCAAACUCGAAGAGCUGGGCUUGAGUAUGCAUGUGGAGAAGCCUUGGCGAGCGCCAACCCUUACCACGGUCCGCAUUCCAGAUGGUAUCGAUGGAAAAGCCCUGGCUGGGAGAUUGCUUGUGGAAGAGGGCAUCGAAAUCGGGAACGGAAUCGGGGACCUCGCGGCCAUGGCAUACAGACGAAGCGAACCAUGGAUUGGAAAGGCGGCACUCUUUUCAGGUAAGCUUGGAAGUCGGCUUUCUCUCUUUUUGCAGCCGGCUUUUCUCUCAAAGGGCCAAUGGCAUUAUGCUACUAUCAAAACGAUUCAACGCCUAGUUCACCGUUGUGUCAUGAGAAAACGAACGACGCCCCUUCCGGACCCCUCCUCUUUUUUUUCAAUGGCAUUAUGCUACUAUCAAAACGAUUCAACGCCUAGUUCACCGUUGUGUCAUGAGAAAACGAACGACGCCCCUUCCGGACCCCUCCUCUUUCACGGAUUUGCUUUGCACAGAAAGCCGGCAUCGUCGAUGCUGCCCGAGUCAGUGAAACGACAGAGCCGUCUUGCGGAGCAUCCCACCUGGCAUUUCUGUAUCUGUUUGAGAUUCAGGGGCCGCUGGGUCUCCAUCUUUCAAAGUACGACUGUCGGAGAAGAAGCAUGUAGCAGCACCUCCCACCAGAGAACCUGAGGAAAGGUGAUUUCAUGAUGUGUAUCCGAAAACGAGCAAUCGAAGCUAGUAAUGAAGUGCCUUGUUCACAGCCCUAGCUCCCCUCCAUUAAACCAGCGCCAAACAAAUGUCCACAGAUAUGCGGAUGCACUCCCCUAUCAGUUUGAGUGUCGCAGUGCACCAUCGCUUUUGCAUGGGAGAUUUCCCCUACUGUAGCGUUUACAGGCGGCGAAUUCGAUGUCGCCUGCGUUCGCGGACAGAAGCAGAUGGGGUUGCUCUUGUGGAGUGGCCCGUGACCAGCCCACGUUUUUGUUGCUUUCCUCCUUGAGAGCAUUGGUAGAGAUCUCUUGGUCUCUCAGGCACCCUCCACAUCGAAAACAGUGCCAUAGCUGGAGUAGAAAAACACGGUAGUAUAUCGCCCGGAGGCAUUUUCCAGAGGAAUGAAUCAGGCUGCAAGAUGGGAAAGGAUAGUCAAGUUGCCUCGGCAUCUUAUGAGUGAGAAACAGACACUAGCAAGUCAGCUUUGAGGUUUGCUUGCGCUUGAUUCCAGAUCCAAACGACAUUUUUUUCACCUGUCUGCUGAUGAGGCAGAGGAAACAUGUCGUGACAGGGUUUUCGGGCGCAAAGCCACGGGUGAGUUGCGGAACCUCCAAUGUCCCAACUCGUUGAAGGGAAACUGGAUAAAGCUGCACACCUACUCGGAACAACUUGUCCUCAACUAUUUUCACUUUCCAGUGUACUGAAGCACGACGACGGCAGCCGCGGACGUUUUCAGAGACCAGUCGAAACCAACUGUAGUGAAAUCAUACACGCGGUGUUGGGAGUCGACGCGCUUCCGAGUAUGCAACAUGGGUCAGCAGCGCUGGACAGGAACCGGUUAUGAAAGGAAUUUAGGAAAACAAGUCACAACUGAGAAGGUUGGACGCAUCUGUUUGAUUGUAGCACGACACAACUUCAGGAGAAGAAGGCGCAUAUGGUUGCUUCAUGAAAGCGAUUGAUAUCAGACGACCUUAAUUGGAUUUUAUUUUUUCGCAGUGAUAUGUGGGGGUGCUCAAUCGUUUGCUCUGCUUCCUCGCCUCCUGAAGCGGCAGCCAGGCAAAGCCCAAGAUAGCGAUGCCGGACCCUAAAACGCAACGGUGUCAUUGUAUGGAAUUCUAUCUCCAGGAGUGCUUUUGCUUCUGUGAAAAGGGUCAUUUUCCCCCAGUUCUCCUUGGGGACAACUAAUACGCGCACGUAGAGAGAAGGGAGAAGCAUUCACGGCUAGGCCUUUUUUCUGCUUGCGGAGUCGCGAAGGCAACAGUGCAUUGUAAGGGUGGAGUGGAAGAACACGCAGCCCUUCCACCCCGCUUUUCAGCA